Soboliphyme baturini is the source of this 432-nucleotide messenger RNA. The record is from the annotation of a GenBank genome assembly. Lineage: Eukaryota; Metazoa; Nematoda; Enoplea; Dioctophymatida; Soboliphymatidae.
UUAUGAUUUAUCUUUAUUGCUGUCAAGCAUAAGCGAAAAUCGUCAGAUUUUAACAAUUCAAUUAAAAUAAUAAUAUCCUAAGCUUCUAGGUCUCACUCUUUUGUUGCCAUAUUUGCUUACCUUGCCAAAAUCUUACCUUGAAAAUGCGAAAUUGCGUGUUUUCACGAUCGCCAGCAGCGAAAAUCUUCUCGAGAAGGAACAACGAAGCUUGGCCACCCUUUUGAGCAAGUUUCGAAUACAUUAUUCAGAGGUUUAUGCUAUCCCCAGGAUAACGAAAAGGCCGUCACAGAAAAUUACUAUGCCCGUGCCGCGUCGUGGAAUAUGUUGCGACUCCUUGUACAUGGUCUGGCUAGAUCUACUUUCGAACGAUUUGCCACCGGUGCUUCUUGUACGUGGAAAUCAGCAAUCCGUUCUUACGUUUUACACCUAGCU